Danio aesculapii is the source of this 1594-nucleotide messenger RNA. It is a transcript of the gene foxg1a, whose product is annotated as forkhead box G1a. Gene Ontology annotation, molecular function: sequence-specific double-stranded DNA binding; DNA-binding transcription factor activity. The record is from RefSeq and is a predicted model, not a curated record. Gene Ontology annotation, cellular component: nucleus. Gene Ontology annotation, biological process: regulation of transcription by RNA polymerase II. Lineage: Eukaryota; Metazoa; Chordata; Actinopteri; Cypriniformes; Danionidae.
UAAUUAGAGGAGUUGCCAGAGCAAGAGAUUCGAAGUCCAACUGCUGCUGCUGGUGGUUGUUGCUACUCUAUCUUACUUGUGAUGUUGGAUAUGGGAGAAAGAAAAGAAGUCAAAAUGAUUCCUAAAUCAUCGUUCAGUAUAAACAGUCUGGUUCCCGAAGCCGUGCAAAGCGACAACCACCAUCACCACCACCACCAGCAACAACAACACCACCACAGAACGGUGCACGAAGAAGAAGAGAAGACUCCUUUACCUGCCCAAGUACAGGAGCAAAAGUCGGAGAACACUUGCGCUAAAAGUGACAAUUCAUCCCACGACUCCUCGUGCACGGACGAGAAGGAGAAGCAGGAAGAAAAACGGGACGCGAAAGAGGGCGAAGGAGGCAAAGAAGGCGACAAGAAAAACGGCAAGUACGAGAAACCACCUUUUAGCUACAACGCUUUGAUUAUGAUGGCCAUUCGGCAGAGUCCGGAGAAGCGAUUAACCCUUAACGGCAUUUACGAGUUCAUUAUGAAAAAUUUCCCGUAUUACCGGGAGAACAAGCAGGGAUGGCAGAAUUCCAUCAGACACAACUUGAGUUUGAACAAAUGUUUUGUCAAAGUGCCCCGACAUUACGAUGACCCCGGGAAGGGGAACUACUGGAUGCUUGACCCCUCCAGCGACGACGUGUUCAUCGGUGGCACGACGGGCAAACUUCGGCGGAGGUCGACCACUUCUAGGGCAAAGCUGGCGUUUAAAAGAGGCGCGAGGCUUACUUCCACCGGACUGACUUUUAUGGAUAGAGCUGGCUCUUUAUAUUGGCCCAUGUCGCCGUUCCUGUCGCUCCACCAUCCGAGGGCGAGCAGCGCGUUGAGUUACAACGGCGCGUCGUCGGCUUACCCUAGUCACCCAAUGUCCUAUAGCACAAUGUUGACUCAAAACAGUUUGGGGAACAAUCACUCUUUCCCGGCCUCAAAUGGCUUGAGUGUUGAAAGACUCGUAAAUGGAGAGAUUCCGUACGCCACACACCACCUCACAGCGGCUGCUUUGGCCGCCUCAGUGCCAUGUGGGCUCUCCGUACCCUGCUCCGGGACGUACUCUUUGAAUCCGUGUUCGGUGAACCUGCUCGCGGGCCAGACCAGUUAUUUCUUCCCCCAUGUACCUCACCCAUCCAUGACCUCCCAGAGCAGCACGUCCAUGAGCUCCCGAGCCGCCUCUUCCUCCUCCCCGCAAACGGCCUCUUCUCUCCCGUGUGACUCCUUAAGGCCUUCCCUACCCAGUUUUUCCUCCGGACUUUCCAGCGCUUCUGACUACUUCACACAUCAGAAUCAAGGGUCAACAUCAAAUCCACUUAUACACUAACUAGCAUCCACAGGAUCAGACUAUGUCUGGCAGUGUGUGCUGCAGUAGCCUGAAUCCACCCUGUGAUGCGUUACUCACCCAUGCUGAGAAUGUUUACAGUUGUAAUCAAGGUCCAUGUAACUUGUUUGUGAAAUGUUUUGCCUUUAUGUUUUAGAGGUGCUAUACAAUUUGCAAAUAGUAGGGCAUGAAGUCACAGUUUGAUUAAAUUGCUGUCAGUACAAAAAAAAAGAAGAAGAGAAAACAGAAGCAUUGU